GAACGCACGAUAAUCUUGCAAUUUUUGUAUAAGUUUACCUGUUUUUACGGAAGUUUUACGUGCUUUACAAAAUUUCCUGGCAAUCCACGAAAAUGAAGACAGAAACCGGUGCUCAUCAGCAAGUUCCAGAUUCUUCUGGAAUGUGUCGGACGUGCAUGCAAAGUGGCUCACCAUCGGACGCACUGUUGCCACUGAGUGCCGAUCUGGAGGAGGACGCUCCGAUUGUCAGCGUAAUCUGCGAACUGACUGCCAUCCAGAUCGACCCAGAUGAUGGUCUUCCGGAAGGCAUCUGUGGUGGAUGUGUCGAAGAGAUGAAGCGUUUCGUAGCGUUCAUUAAGAAAGUAAGAAUUUCCGACCGGAAGCUAAGGCAGAUGUUCAAAAGUGCUGGUGCCAGUGGGACGGAAGCUGCGCUGGUGAAAAUAAAAAUCGAGAAUAACUUCUGUAAGGAGGAGUUGGUGGUGGAUGAUAAGCUUGAGGAAGUGUUGGAAGAGGUGGUGGUCGAGGAAGAGUAUCUGGAUUUGGACGAUGGCGUGGAGUGGAAGCUGGAACAGCGUUCCGAAGACGAACCGACCCAAAGCACUUUUGAGGUGACGGCGGAGACUAGUUCGGAGGUCGAAUUUAUUGGUUUCGAUGAGGCAGAGGAGGAACCCAGUGCCGAGGCUAUUCCUGAUCUUACGACGAGGGGAACCAAAAGGAAACGAAAACCUUACAGAUCUAAAGAUGAACCGGGCAUUGACUACAGUGUUCUGGACGAGAUCGAACAGGAAACAUAUACGACGAUGGAAUUGUCCGAGAAUGACCAUCUAUGCUGCGCGUGCUAUCAGGUCUUUGAAACUGCGGAGGAGUUGAAGGAUCAUUGUGAAGAACAUAACAAGAAAACCAGAUUGAACAUUAUGAAACCGAACGUAUGCGAAAUCUGCUUCCGAAGGUAUACUAAUUCGCAAGGUCUGGACAUGCACAGGAAGCAAUCCCAGAAGACGACCAAAAUUUACGAAUGCAUUCGAUGCAAGGCACGUUUCAUUAAUUCCAAAACCCGUCGACAGCACGCUCACAAUCAUCCCCAGACGGAGGUGAUUCAAUCGUCCGUGAUUGCACCGAUUCGGAUUCAGGCGAACUAUCGGUCGGGGAGAAUUUGCUGUGCUCAGGGUUGUGGUGAAGCUUUCCGCACGGACGAGGAGCUUAUUGAGCACGCUCACGAAGCUCAUCGCUUGAAUAAGUUCGCCGCAAACCUACCGGAGUACCAGGAUAAGCCGUUUGAAUGCCCGGUUUGCUUCAAAAGAUUUUACGCUCAGAAGACGCUCAUGAAGCACCAGAAGAGAAAGUACAAGAAUCCUUUCCGACAGUGUUCCAUCUGCGGAGCCAAGGUUCACAGUGCCGUUGCGCUGGCUGCCCACGAACGAAUGCACAUAGGUGAAAAGCCCUUCCAGUGUAGCACGUGUGACAAAUUUUUCGUCAGCGCCGCUCUGCUGAAGGCACACUCCAUCGUCCAUCGCAAGGAUAAACCGUUCAUCUGUCCGGUUUGCGGAAGGGGCUUUCAACGGAAGGCCACACUACAGAAACACGAGUUGAUCCAUGCGGGAGUGCUGGCAUUCGAGUGCGAGGUUUGUGCGAAACCAUUCCGCACAAAGCCGAGACUGGAAUUGCACAUGAGAAGUCAUACCGGAGUUAAACCGUACCCCUGCAGGUACUGCGAUAAAUCGUUUGCGGAUCACAGCAACCGCCAGCGGCACGAAAUGGGACAUACGGGCAUCAAGCCUUACAAGUGCUCACAGUGCGAUAAAACGUUCAUCACAAAGCGUCUGCAGGCGGAACAUGAAACGACCAAUCACGCCAUCGCAACGGUUUACACCUGUAAUCAGUGUCUGGAAUCGUUUACCAACAGAGCUUCGCUGAAUAAGCACAUAGCACUACACGACGAGUAAAUGGAUCAUUUUUUUUUUUGUAAUUUUAUCUUCAGUAGUCGUAAGUUGGGUUACCUAGCAGAACAUUGAUAGACCUUGCUAUUUGUUUUAGAUA
This is a messenger RNA of Ochlerotatus camptorhynchus, 2016 nucleotides long. RefSeq names its product oocyte zinc finger protein XlCOF6-like. The coding region runs from base 93 to 1922 and encodes 609 amino acids. The transcript is spliced from 3 exons. Gene Ontology annotation, molecular function: zinc ion binding. Gene Ontology annotation, cellular component: nucleus. Gene Ontology annotation, biological process: regulation of gene expression. NCBI's taxonomy places the organism in Eukaryota, Metazoa, Arthropoda, Insecta, Diptera, Culicidae. The record is from RefSeq and is a predicted model, not a curated record.